GAGCAGGGGCGCGGCGCCGGCCGGACCGGUCUGUAGGGACCCCUCCCCCGGCACUCGCGUCCCACCGCCCCACUUCGCGCCUGCACACGGGCUCAUCCUCCCUCUGCCCCCGAGACGUUUCCGAGGCUCCUGUCUCCGCGGAUCUUUCCCGCGAAGGGGUGAGGCCGGCGUUCCCAUCUGACAGCUGGGCAGACCGGGAUUUGAAUUCAGGUUUCCUGCAACCCUCCGGUCCGGCCCGGCGUGGGGCUGCCCGACCCCCGCGCUACACAGCCUGCCCGUCUCUCGCGGUGCGGGCGGGGGCACCGACGGCUCUCCAAGGGGCUCUGAAGCCAGCCUUCUUCCUGGGUGGCAAGACGUGAGGGACCCCCACCCCCACCCCGGGCUGCCUGAAAUUCCGCCAUCACAGCCACAUUCCUUUGGGCUAAGGUCUAAUUCCCCCGUGGGAUGCACAUGUCUCCAGAACCGGGCUUGCCCUCAGUGAUUCACUGCUCAGCAGGAACGUCCGCGGCAGCUCUCCCAGGACCCCGCUCUGCCAGUAAGUCAGAUGCAGGCUGAGCGGAGGGAGAGGGAGGACCCCGGAGCCCAGCCGGGAGCCGGUCUGCUCUGCUCCGUGCCUGUGUGUGAGGGGUCGCUGGCCGGGCUAGCGAGGGGAUCUUGGCCUGGCGUGGUGGAAACAUUUGCUUUGGAGGCAGAUGGACUAGAUUCUGUCCAGGACUCUGCUAUUUGCUGCCUGUGUGACUUUGGAGCCAUGUGCCACCAGAUCCUGCUGCUCCUGGCCGUGCUGACCCCAGGCCUGGCUGCCUCCCAACACCGAGACAAGGUGCCCUGUAAGAUGGUGGACAAGGAGGUCUGGUGCCAGGGCCUGGGCCUGCUCCAGGUCCCCUCGGUCCUGCCGCUGGACACUGAGACCCUUGAUCUAUCUGGAAACCAGCUGCAGAGUGUCCUGGCCUCGCCCCUGGGCUUCUACACAGCACUUCGUCACCUGGACCUGAGCACCAACGAGAUCAGCUUCCUGCAGCCGGGCGUCUUCCAGGCCCUGCCCCACCUGGAGCACCUCAGCCUGGCUCACAACCGCCUGGCAGUGGGCACUGCACUGAGUGCCGGCGGUCUGGGUCCCCUGCCGCACGUGUCCUCCCUGGACCUGUCGGGGAACAGCCUGUACAGCGGCCUGCUGGAGCGGCUGCUGGGGGAGGCGCCCGGCCUGCACAGCCUGUCGCUGGCAGAGAACAGCCUGACGCGCCUCAGCCGCCACACGUUCCGCGGCAUGCCCGCCCUGGAGCGGCUCGACCUGCACAGCAACGUGCUGAUGGACAUCGAGGACGGGGCCUUCGAGGCCCUGCCCCGCCUGGCCCACCUCAAUCUCUCCAGGAAUUCCCUCACCUGCAUCUCCGACUUCAGCCUGCAGCAGCUGCGGGUGCUCGACCUGAGCUGCAACAGCAUCGAGGCCUUUCAGACGGCCCCCGAGCCCCAGGCCGAGUACCAGCUCGCCUGGCUGGACCUGCGGGAGAACAAACUGCUCCACUUCCCCGACCUGGCCGCGCUCCCGAGGCUCAUCUACCUGAACGUGUCCAACAACCUCAUCCGUCUCCCUGCGGGGCCGCCCCAGGGCGGCGAGGGCGUCCACGCGCCCUCCGAGGGCUGGUCAGCCUCGCCCCCGGCAAACCCCAGCUGGAACGCCAGCGCCCAUCCCCUCUCCCAGCUCUUGAAUCUGGAUUUGAGCUACAACGAGAUCGAGCUCAUCCCCGACGGCUUUCUUGAGCACCUGACCUCCCUGCGCUUCCUGAACCUCAGCCGAAACUGCUUGCGGGCCUUCGAGGCCCGGCGCUCGGGCUCCCUGCCCUGCCUGGUGCUCCUGGACUUAAGCCACAAUGCGCUGGAGGCACUGGAACUGAGUGCCAGGGCCCUGGGGUCCCUGCAGACACUGCUCCUCCAGGACAACGCCCUGCGGGACCUGCCCCCCUACACCUUUGCCAGCCUGAGCAGCCUGCAGAGGCUCAACCUGCAGGGGAACCGGGUCAGCCCCUGCGGGGGGCCGGGGGAGCCUGGGCCCUCAGGCUGUGUGGCCUUCUCUGGCAUCUCCUCCCUCCGCAUCCUGAACCUGGUGGACAAUGAGAUGGAGGUUCUCGGGGCCGGGGCCUUCCUCCACACGCCACUCACUGAGCUGGACCUCUCUGCCAACCCGGGACUGGACGUGGCCACAGGCGCCUUGGCAGGCCUGGAGGCCUCCUUGGAGGUGCUGGCGCUGCAGGGCAACGGGCUGGUGGUGCUGCAGGUGGACCUGCCCUGCUUCCGCUGCCUCAAGCGGCUCAACCUCGCCCAGAACCGCCUCAGCCACCUGCCUGCCUGGACGCAGGCCGUGUCACUGGAGGUGCUGGACCUGCGGAACAACAGCUUCAGCCUCCUGCCAGGCAGCGCCAUGGGCGGCCUGGAGACCAGCCUCCGGCGCCUCUACCUGCGGGGGAAUCCGCUGAGCUGCUGCGGCAAUGGCUGGCUGGCCGCCCAGCUGCACCGGGGCCGUGUGGACGUGGAUGCCACCCAGGACCUGGUCUGUCACCUCGGCUCCCAGGAGAAGGUGUCCUUGAGCCACGUGCGUCCUGAGGACUGUGAGAAAGGGGGGCUCAAGAACGUCAACCUCGUCAUCAUCCUCACCUUCACGCUGGUUUCUGCUGUGCUGCUCACCAUGCUGGCCACCUGUUGCUGUGUCCGCCGGCAGAAGUUCAACCAACAGUACAAAGCCUGAAGGGGCUGGGGGACACUGCCAGGUCAGUGAGGGAGCCAGAGGCACACAGAAGGGUGAGGACUGACCCAUGGUCACACGGUGACCCUGCUAUCUAAAUCCCAGCCCAGGGCUCCUUUCUCUGCAUCCCGCUGUGUCAGCAGGUGACCCACUUCCCAGGCUGCCCUUGGGGUCCGGCCGUGGAAGUCGGAAGUUGGGCAGUUUCAAGGAUGGCAGAGAAUAAUGUUGAUCCAUCAACAGAUCUUCGCUGAGCAUCUGUUUUGGGCCACACCCUGCUCUGGACACUGGAGACGCUGGUAAAUGAGACACAUUCCUGACCUCAAGAACCUCCCAGUCUGGUAGGAGAGAUAGUUGCAGAGCUGUGCCGUGGCCACACAGCGUGGCUGGGCCUAAGAGUGUGGAAGCCCAGGGCUCCAGAGCUCUGCAGCCCCUGCAGGCCGGCGUGGAGAGUCCUGCCUGGCCAUGCCAGGGCAGGGGAGGGCCAAGCCCAGGAGGAUUUGUCUGAGACGUUUCCAAGCAGACUAUUUGUCACAUCUUCUGAUAAUGACUUUCAGCCUCUCGAAGGGCUUGUGACUGGAAGAGAGAACUGGAGCCGCAUGAGUGUGUCUUGGAUCCAGUGCUGUUCGUCGAGCUGUGGCAGCUCCAGCAGGGGCUGGUUAAGAGGUUGUCACCCUGGGCUCCAGCCCAGCACUGGGCCAUUCCGUUUCCUGCUCUGACAGGCUCUCUCCCCACCUGACACUCUCAGGUAGCAUACCCUGACCCCGAUCCUGCCCUAAACGCCCUCUCCAGCUCCCUUCUUUCCCCAUUCCAGCCCCACCCUGGCUGCUGAGCCAGCGUUAGAACUUAGAUAUCUGGUUCUGUUUUGCACUCGGCUUGGCAGCUUCAAUGCAAAAAUCCAAGCCUUGUGUCUGUCUCUAUAUGACAGCCGUUGGAGGUUGGCAUUUUAUUCCUAUUUUACAAAACAGGAAGCUAAGGCUCCAAAAGUCUUGCUCUGGGGCCAUACAACUAAUAAAUGCCACAGCUGAGAUUCGGAUCCACAUCUUUCUGUCCUUAGGGGCCAAGCUUUGCCACUGUGGGGGCUGCAGACUGUUAGGUAGACAGGAAGUGGCCCCACGUGGCCUGAACAGGGCCUGGGAGUGUCCCGUGCUGUGCACACCCACUCUCUCCUCUCUCCCAGGCAGGCAGAGAAUACAGGACGCUGCAGGCCUCCCCCCUCCCUCUUUGCCUCAGUUUCCCUCAUUCCCCCUUUGCACACUGGAGUGGGUUCUCCUGUUUCUCUUCCUGCUCUUGCAUUCCUCAUUCCCUCUGGUCUAUGGAGUAGAGCCUGGAGUUUGAGACCCUGGAGUCCAAUCUCCCCAUUAUACAGAGAGGGCCACUGAGGCUUAGGAAGAGAAUGGGACUUGCUGAGAACUGCACAAGUUGGUGGCGGAGCCACUGAAACAAGAAGAUUCAGAUCUUAUUUGGGGGUGGGCCUGAGUGGUGUCCACUCUUGCCUGUCAUGUCACAAGAUGAAGCUGGCUCCAAACUUUCUUUCUGUUCCUCAUCAUGAAGGGAUUUCUUUUUCUUCUGAAAAAGAAAUAGGUGGAAAGGCCCACCAGAUAACUCCCUGUCCCUUAUACCAUGGAGUCAGAAGCUGUCUGAGAAGAAAGGAAGCCCUGGAUCCAGCCUGAGACCCUGUGUCACUGUCUUCAUCGUCUUACCUGUGUUCGGCCCACGGUCUGGCUCAGGGCCCUUGGUCAUGUGUGAGAAAAUGAAAGUGCCAUACUCUCUCCACCCAUUUUACAGAUAUGAAAACCGAGACCCAGAGGCUUUAAGGGAGAGUCAAUGGGCAGAGCCAGGACUAGGCCACAGUGGUGCGUGGGCAGCAGGGUGGACCCAGUCCUGGCUGGGACCAGACCACAGAUGCUACUGCACACACCAAGGUGUCGGCCCCCACGCCCGACUUUGAAAACACUACACGGUGCUGCUGUCACUCCCACAAGCCGGGCCACAGCCCAGGCCUCGGGACCAGCUCUUUGUAUAACCCACCUGAAUGUAUUAAAAGUAAUUUUGGAGAAA
Messenger RNA from Microcebus murinus (gray mouse lemur), 4795 nucleotides. RefSeq names its product leucine rich repeat containing 32 (gene LRRC32). Gene Ontology annotation, molecular function: protein binding. Lineage: Eukaryota; Metazoa; Chordata; Mammalia; Primates; Cheirogaleidae. The record is from RefSeq and is a predicted model, not a curated record.